UCUGCAUCUGUGUCGUACUAAAUCAACAAGGGCCAUUAGUCAUGGACGGCACCUUUAACAACCCAAGUGUGUUCAGCAAAGCAGGAUUCAUCACAAAUGAUGAAGGGCUGAGGAUUGUGAUGGUGGGAAAGACUGGAAACGGAAAAAGUGCCUGUGGAAACACAAUACUGGGUCGAAAGGCUUUUGUGUCAAAGUGCGGUGCUCAGUCUCUGACUGUUCUCUGCAAAAAGGAAGAAGCUUUGCUGGGUGAACAGAAGGUUGCUGUCAUUGACACCCCAGGUCUGUUUGACACUAGAUAUGACGUGGAAAAAACCACCAAAGAUCUGAGUAAGUGCAUCUCCUUUGCUGCUCCUGGACCCCAUGUCUUCCUGGUGGUCGUCAGUGUGAAAAGAUUCACUGAAGAGGAAAAGAAGUCAGUGGAGAUAAUUCAGCAAGUCUUCGGUGAUGCUGCAGACAAAUACAGCAUGGUUCUCUUUACUUGUGGUGAUUUGCUUGAGGGAACCAUUGAAGAAUUUAUUAAAGAAUGUCUAGACCUUCAGCAUCUUGUGGCCAGAUGUAACAACCAGUAUCAUGUCUUCAAUAACAAUGACAAAGAUAAUCAUUCUCAGGUCAAUGAGCUGAUGCAGAAAAUUGGGAACAUAGUGAGGCAAAAUGGAGGAAGUCAUUACACCAACGAGGAUUUGCAAGAGGCAGAAAGAGCAAUAAAGAAGGAGGAACAACGUAUCCUGAAAGAGCAGGAAGACAAAAUACGCAGAGAACAAGAGGAAAUGGAAAGAAAACUAGAGAAACAGGUGAAGAAAAUACAAGAAAUGCAAGCUUUGUGGGAGCAAGAGAAAAAAGAGAGGGAGGAAGAGAGGAAAAAAGAGAAAGGUGAGAGGGAUGAGGAGAGACAGAGGGAAAGGAAGGAGAGAGAGGAAGAGAGAAUGAGAGAGAGAGAAGAAAGAAGCAAAGAGUUGAAUGAACUAAAGGAGCAACUUGCAAGAGUAAAGAACCAGGAAGCAGAAAGGAUUAAAUCCAUUAAUAAGGCUGAGGCGAGAAAGCAAGCUGAGGAAUCCAAUCCUUGGGUUCUAAUUGCAAAGACAAUUCAAAGCCUGUGCAGACCGUCUUGAACAAGUAGUUUACUGUAACUUCUCUUGUAAUAAAAACACAUUAACUCUACAAAUAUACAGUAUUACUUGGGCAAUCAAGAUUGUUUUAUUUCUGGUGCAAUUGAGAUAAAUCAUGUUAGUGAAAUUAGUAAAACUCCCUAUACUCAUCAUUGUUAUAGUAUAAGUUUUGGAUGAUUUGUUUUGAGAAAUGUAUAAUUAUUUCUAUUCUAAAUAAAGUAAUUAGGAACAAAUGUAAUGAAAAUUAUAUAUUUUGCACUUUUCUUUUAUUAGUUCCUUUUUUCCAUGCAUGCGUCUGUCGAGCGGUUGUGGCCUUUGCAGACGUCUGCGUCUGUGCAGGAAGCCCAUCUCUUUCUUGUUGUCUUUGCACCUAGACUCUAACAGUCUGUGGGUGAGGAGCAGGGCGGCCUUUUGUUGAACUAUGUACUUUGCCCCAGUGAAUUUCCUGUUUCCCCCUGAGAACGUGUAGCUUGAGUUUGACUGUAAAUGUCAGCAGCUCUGCCCAUAGGUGUAAUCAUACUAGUAGUUGUUUGUUAGACGCUAGGAUGUGGUGAUGUGUGUAUUAAUACUUGGCGCAGAGACAGACAAUUCAGAUCAUCUUCAAUGAACACUUUGUGCGCACAUUGCCUUGUCUCUCCACACAUUGGUGUUGGUGUUUGCAUGC
Messenger RNA from Betta splendens (Siamese fighting fish), 1770 nucleotides. RefSeq names its product GTPase IMAP family member 7-like. The transcript has 2 exons. Gene Ontology annotation, molecular function: GTP binding. The coding region runs from base 42 to 1109 and encodes 355 amino acids. The record is from RefSeq and is a predicted model, not a curated record. NCBI's taxonomy places the organism in Eukaryota, Metazoa, Chordata, Actinopteri, Anabantiformes, Osphronemidae.